This is a messenger RNA of Symbiodinium pilosum, 1281 nucleotides long. The record is from the annotation of a GenBank genome assembly. NCBI's taxonomy places the organism in Eukaryota, Dinophyceae, Suessiales, Symbiodiniaceae.
AUGGCAUCGACAAUGAGUCUGGUUGGAAUUGAGAGCGCAGUGAGCUGUGCAAGCGUAGACUGGGAGGCCUUCUUGCAACCCCUGCAAGCGCGCCAAUACUUUUCUGCGGUCCCCCGCCGUGGCACCCGCGGCAUCCUGCAGAAUACGGAUAUGAACAGUGACGACAGAGGCAAGCAGACGGCCGGCACUAUUCCAUCACCUCACAACAGCGCGCUGGACUGGAUUCUCGCUGUACUGUCUGAUUUGAUCGGUGAGGUUGAUCCUGAGGAUCCAUUAGCAGCAGCUGGCCUGGAUUCCCUUUCAGCGGUGGAGUUCCGACGAAAGCUCUCGAGCGACAGCGGCAUACCAUUGCCGCAGACUCUUGCCUUUGAUUAUCCGACCGCCCGCGAAGUGGCGGCUUAUGUCGGAACUUGCCAGGGGCAAGCGCGAGAAGCAAUGGCAGCGCAGUAUGUGGAGCUCAGCAAGCCUAGAGAUAUCUCCGUGCAAGGCAAAGCAUGCCGCUUCCCUGGAAAUGAGCCAAAAAGCUUAGCAGGAGAUGAUGCUUGGCACAUCUUCCUUGGACAAGUAGAUGCCAUUACAGAGGUCCCACUUCAGCGGUUUGACAUCAAUGAGUGCUUUGAUGCAGACAUGGCAGGGGCAGGUUUCAUCACAUACGCUAGGCAUGCUAGCAUCUUGGAAGGGACGCAUCUAUUCGACCAUCGGCUAUUUGGAAUUUCAAGCAACGAGGCUUCUGCAAUUGAUCCGCAACAGCGCAAGAAUCUUGAGGUGGCAUAUGCCGCUUGCCACCAUGCUGGGCGGUCGCGUAAGUCACUUUCCAAAGCUUCAAUUGGUGUCUUUGUUGGACAGUGUGCAAAUGACUGGGCCAAGACUUCCCGAGAUCGAAAAGCAAGUACGUUCAUGGGUCCUGGGACCCACGCAAGCAUCUCAGCAAAUCGGCUUUCUUUUUGCCUUGGACUGGAGGGAGCCAGCGUUGCUGUGGACACAGCUUGCUCGUCUACGCUGGUGGCAUUGGACAUUGCAAUAUUGCGUCUCUGUAAGGGGCUUGAAGCAGUUAUUUGCAGCGGCGGGCAGUUGAAUCUGAUCAUAGAACCAUUCGUGGCAUUCAGCAAUGGCAGACUGCUUUCAGCAAGCGGGCGAUGCAGGACGUUUGAUGCAUCUGCAGAUGGCUUUGCAAGAGGAGAAGGCUUUGGCUCUCUGUUCAUUGAGGAGGACAUCGAGGUUGGCAAACCUGAGCUUCCGGCAAAGAGUCCGAAUUGGAGGACGGCCGCAGCUCAUCUCUAA